UGUUACAAAAUGACUGCAGAUUGUCUUUCCAUUAAGUGGCAUGGACAAUCAGUGCUAAUAAUGUGCAGUGUUGUCAGUAUGAAGCAAUCAAAAUGAGGAAAUGCCAAACUCUAAAGCAGGACAACAGAAAGUUUAGAGAGUUGGUUGGAUAGAUAGCUGGGAAAAUGUGACGUGUGGGUCCCGAUGGCCUCUGUCCCUGAUGAUUCAGUUAUUAUUUGAUUUAUGUGGUCUUGCUGCUGCCCUUGCUUUGACCCUCGAAACGGCUGUGUGGGAAGUUUGUGUCUCUCAGAUAGAGUGAAGCGCUGCUCUGUAAAGUGUUUGGAGCCAAUGCAAAGAAACUGAUAAAUAUAGGAAAAGCUCUUUGCUGCAGAUGCACCCCGAAGAGGGACCAUAGGAGGACACCUCCCUGGGACUAAGCAGUGGGGUCAUUUGAAAGAUUAGCAACUCUUGCUGUGACCUGUGAUGGACUGGCUUCUGAAGCAGAACCUGCCUGAUUUAAAUUCUAUCAAGUUCUGGAGUUGGCUUGCACUGAAAUAAGCUAUGGUUUGCUUUUUGAAAGCACAGAACAGCCCAAGCUGAAUGAAGCACUGGGAACUGGAACAAAGCAUGGCAAAUUCCUUUGUGACAGUGCCUGAGGGAUACUGCCUUAGUGAGCCAAUCCAGUAUUAUGAUGUCUUGCCAGAACACAUCAGUUACCCACUGCAAGACCUCGACUUCCAGCCUGCUCCUUAUUGCCAGUAUUCAGCAGUUCAGUUUCCUCCCGUAUUACAGACACCAUCUCCCCAGUCUCAUUACAAUGCAUACAAUUUGGACUCUCAGUAUAAUGAUGGGCAAUAUAUCAUCAGCAAUUGUGAACUCAGUAAGCCCACCUGCAUGGGUGUCCAUGAAGAUGGGGGAGGAUAUCCUGGACAGAAACGACCCAGGCUUAGUCAUUCCGCCUUACGGAUAAAGGGACAGGAGGAACUCUGUGUGGUUUGUGGGGACAAGGCUUCUGGAUAUCACUACAAUGCACUCACCUGUGAAGGCUGCAAAGGAUUUUUUCGACGCAGCAUCACCAAAAAUGCAAUUUACAGAUGCAAGAAUGGUGGUCACUGUGAAAUGGAUAUGUAUAUGAGGAGAAAAUGUCAGGAGUGUCGCCUAAAGAAGUGUAAAGCUGUGGGAAUGCUGGCGGAAUGUUUACUAACAGAAGUCCAGUGUAAAUCAAAGAGACUCAGAAAAAAGAGUAGCUACCUUAAUAACAUCAAAAUGGAAGAUGAGGGAGUGGACAACAAGCAUGUGUCCUCUACAACCAAAAUUUUAAAAGUCCAGGAGAGAAUGGAACUUACUCCUGGAGAACAUGAGCUUAUUGACCAUAUUUUGGCUGCCCAUCAAAAAUGCACAAUCCCCCUAGAAGAAGCAAAGAAGUUUUUACAGGAAACUGCUAAUCCUGAAGAGAAUUUUUUACGGCUUUCAGAAACAGCCAUGGUUCAUGUGGAGGUACUAGUGGAUUUUACAAAAAGACUCCCAGGAUUUGAAAGUUUAGCCAAUGAUGAUCAGAUUGCUUUGCUGAAAGGCUCCACUAUUGAAGCAAUGUUUUUACGCUCAGCCCAGAUAUAUAAUGAACAAGGGAAUGAGUGCCAGUCAUCAUUCCAUGACAGUCAUGUAGAAUUUUCUGACCAUGCUAUUCAUGGUCAAGGUAAAAGUACUUACUCCAUGGAGAUGUCUCAUAGUGAAGAAAGUCCAACAUCUACUAGUACAACAGGUAUCACUGAGGAAUUUAUCACCGCAUUAUUUUACUUCUAUAGAAGCAUGGGAGAACUCAAUGUGACUGAAGCAGAGUAUGCAUUGCUUGUUGCAACUACUGUGUUUUUUUCAGAUCGUCCACUCCUAAAAAACAAGCAACAUGUGGAAAAACUCCAGGAACCAUUUUUAGGAAUUCUGUACAAGUAUUCCAAAAUUUAUCAUCCUGAAGAACCACAACAUUUUGCUCGUCUCAUAGGGCGACUCACUGAACUCAGAACCCUCAACCACAACCAUUCAGAAGUGCUAGUAACUUGGAGAACAAGAGAUCCUAAGCUGUCCUCUUUACUUUGUGAAAUAUGGGGCCUACAUUAAACAAUUAUUUAAGGGUGCAAUCCUAUGCAUGUUUAGACAGAAAAAAAUGCCUAAAAUUCCAAGCAUGCACAAGCAAGUCUUCUGGAAUAUGCUGGGAAUGGUAGACUUUUUUCUGUCUUAAACAGGCAUAGGAUUGGGCCUUUAACUGUAUUUUCUUUUUGGAAACAUACUAUUUCCCAAUUCUUCUACUUUCAUUAAAAACAAAUUUCAUUUAUGUUAAAUGGCUACAGAUUACUUUUAAAAAUAGAUUGUGCUAUGAUUAUUCCUAAUAUUUGUUUCAGUGGAAAAAAACUUUUUUGAAGUUGAAAAGAUCUAAGAAUAUAACUUCCCUGACAGAAAAUGUAUAUAAAAGGCAAUUUUAAAUGUUAAGGUUUUAGAAGUGUCCGUUUCGUUCUUUACAUGUGUUGUUUGAUGCAUUCAAACCUCCAGAAAACCAAGCUGCAUAUGUCUACAAGAGUUCUGUGAAUGGAGAAAGGAUAGUAAAACAUUUGUGCAUGCAAAGAAAAUGUGAAUUU
Varanus komodoensis (Komodo dragon) is the source of this 2609-nucleotide messenger RNA. RefSeq names its product bile acid receptor-like. The coding region runs from base 580 to 2094 and encodes 504 amino acids. NCBI's taxonomy places the organism in Eukaryota, Metazoa, Chordata, Lepidosauria, Squamata, Varanidae. Gene Ontology annotation, molecular function: zinc ion binding; RNA polymerase II cis-regulatory region sequence-specific DNA binding; nuclear receptor activity. The record is from RefSeq and is a predicted model, not a curated record. Gene Ontology annotation, biological process: negative regulation of transcription by RNA polymerase II; lipid metabolic process; cell differentiation. The transcript is spliced from 13 exons.